AUGAUCCGCCGCAUUGGAUACCUUAGGGACGAUGGAAUGUGCAUCAUCGGGAUGGAACGUGCUGUGCUUAUUCCAUUGGUCAUCUUUGAAGUCAUCGUCAACUUAUACCUCACAACAACCUUCUUAGUACCUAUCCGCAAUCUCCACUCCUAUGAUCAUAAUCCCAGGCUUAAAAAGAUGGUCAUCCGAACCUUUGUCGGAUCCCUCGCUACACUAACGUCUACUGUCGUUAAUAUUGUCAUGAUGACGGUUCUUAAUGGGGAACCUGCCUGGAUGUGUUUCAUGAUAUGCAAUACUGAUAUCCUCUUCACAACUCUCGUGUUGCACUGGGUCACCGUGUCUGAUUCCGUGGGCACUUCACAGAACGAAUCACCUCGCACUCCAGGGCACAGUUACGGCUACAGUAAUAAUAACACGAACUCAGAUGGUAGCACGAACCGAACUUCACUGAAGCAUGCGGAGACGAAAAACACAAUCUACCAGAGUUCAGGCGCUGCUCAAGGAGUUGCAGGAACUCGAAAGACCGGGAGCCAGGUGGGUAUGGCGAUUAUUGGUGAAGAAAGCCGUGCCACAGGAGAAAACACGCAUCAAGUUCAGCGGACUCCAUUAAGUUCCGAUGACAACAGUUCAGGUUCAUAA
Clonostachys rhizophaga is the source of this 639-nucleotide messenger RNA. The record is from the annotation of a GenBank genome assembly. Lineage: Eukaryota; Fungi; Ascomycota; Sordariomycetes; Hypocreales; Bionectriaceae.